AUGCUCGGAGCACUUUGUGUCAGCUUCGACAUCAAGUCCUUCUUACAAUCUCAAGUGAUGGUUUUUGCCAUUGAGGAGAUAAACCGGCGCCAACUGAUCCCUGGCCUGAGAUUGGGAUACGACAUCUACGACACCUGUGCAGACGUGAGCUUUGCCCUCAGAGACACCCUGCAGCUGCUCAGCUCUCACCAGUCCGAGCCUUUCAGGUGCUCUGUGCUGGAAAACACAUCCCUCAACACUUCUAUCAAAGUCCUCAUCGGAGAAGCAUCAUCCGAGGUUUCUACGACUGUGGCCAGACUGACCGCGCUGGCUUCGCUUCCUCAGCUGUUACGAGAAAUGAAAAACAUUAACCUCACGGUGCAGAAAUCGAGAAUUUUCUUUGACCAAAACGGAGACCCAAGUCUGGAAUACGACAUCGUGUUCUGGAACAGCUCUAAGAUCCAGACUGUGGGAAAGUACUGGCCCAACGGAGACAUCCAGAAAUGGUGUUCUCCGGGACACGAGCUGAAGCUUGAAGGAAAAUGCUGUAAAAAGUGUCACAGCUGCAGGAACGGAUCUGUGUCGCCUCAAGAUGGAGUCGCAGUCACAAUAUCCAGCUUCAGCAUCUUCUGUGGACACUUGGCCCCGAAGUGUUACAUCAUCCUCUUCAAGAAAGAGCUCAAUAAUGAAAGUGCCAUCGCAGCUUACAUCAAGAAGCAUUACGAGCAGAAGGGUCUCCCUGUAGUGACCACUUAA
Molecule: messenger RNA, 735 nt
Organism: Knipowitschia caucasica
Lineage: Eukaryota; Metazoa; Chordata; Actinopteri; Gobiiformes; Gobiidae
Source: the annotation of a GenBank genome assembly